Molecule: messenger RNA, 1194 nt
Organism: Dovyalis caffra
Lineage: Eukaryota; Viridiplantae; Streptophyta; Magnoliopsida; Malpighiales; Salicaceae
Source: the annotation of a GenBank genome assembly
AUGAAGAACCCACAUCUCACUCUAGCCUUCUUUGGCAUCCUCAGUAUCAUAGUAUUUUUCCCUAAAACCUCUUAUCAGCUCUUUGUAGAUCAAGAUCUUCCGCCCAUCCAAAACCCUAGACUCCUAAAGGCUUACAUAGCUCUUCAAGCUUUGAAACAUGCAAUCACCUCUGACCCCAAAAACUUUAUCUCAAACUGGCAAGGCCCAAAUGUUUGCAACUACACGGGAGUCUAUUGUGCACCAGCCCCGGAUGACCCUAACACCUUAACAGUUGCUGGCAUAGACCUAAACCAUGCGAAUAUAACUGGUUCUUUGCCAGAAGACCUUGGCCUCCUCAGUGACCUAGCUCUCUUCCACAUAAACUCCAACCGCUUCUGUGGCUCCAUCCCUGGUAGCUUUAUCAAACUCAACCUUCUUUAUGAGCUUGACAUUAGCAACAACCAAUUCAGUGGUGAAUUUCCUUCUGUUGUUCUUUCCCUACCUUCACUCAAAUUUCUUGAUAUAAGGUUCAAUGAGUUUCAAGGCAAGAUUCCCUCUAAACUUUUUGAUCUAAAUCUUGAUGCACUUUUCAUUAACAACAACAAAUUCCAAUCAUCCUUACCUAAAAACUUCGGCAACUCUCCAGUUUCGGUCAUUGUAUUCGCAAAUAACAAUUUUAAUGGCUGCUUUCCUUCAAGUUUGACAAAAAUGGCAGGGACCCUUAAUGAGAUAAUCCUGACCAAUAUGGGAUUGACUGGUUGUUUGCCAUUAGAUAUAGGGCUGUUGAACCAAUUGACAGUUUUUGAUAUAAGCUCUAACAAGCUUGUGGGUUCACUGCCAGAGUCUAUAGGAGAAAUGAAAAAGUUGGAGCAGCUGAAUGUGGCACACAACAAACUUUCUGGUGACAUUCCACAGAGCAUAUGCUUACUGCCUAGGUUGGAGAAUUUCACAUACUCUUAUAAUUACUUCUAUGGAGAGCCUCCAGUGUGCCUCAAGCUACCAGCUAAAGACGAUACGAAGAACUGCAUACCCGAGAGGCCUUUGCAGCGAUCGCCUCAGGAAUGCAAAUCCUUCUAUGCUUCUCCUGUCAGCUGCAGUGCCUCCGGGUGCUCACCUAGACCUCCACCACCACCACCUCCUCCUCCUCCUCCUCCUCCCCCGCCGCCACCACCUCCACCCCCGCCGCCGCCGCCACAUCAUUUUUAUUAUCCUUGA